Messenger RNA from Mya arenaria, 1872 nucleotides. RefSeq lists its product as uncharacterized. Lineage: Eukaryota; Metazoa; Mollusca; Bivalvia; Myida; Myidae. Bases 98 to 574 code for a protein of 158 amino acids. The record is from RefSeq and is a predicted model, not a curated record. Gene Ontology annotation, biological process: regulation of synaptic transmission, cholinergic; sleep; positive regulation of voltage-gated potassium channel activity. The transcript has 4 exons.
UGUCUAAUUAACAAAUUAUCUCCCCUGAUUUACCUGUUCAAAAUAGAUGGCGUCCACUUCCGUAUAUGUAUAAACUAAACAUUUAACUCACGAAAAUAUGAUUUAUAUCUUAAUUUUGCCGCUUUUGGCACAGUUACUAUAUAUCCCAACAGGAAAAGCCAUAGAUUGCCAUCAAUGUGCGUCCUGGGACAGCGGAGCCUGUGGGGACUCGUGGCAAGACCCAGAAUCCAAAAAAAUAUACGAGUUUUACGACACAGAAGAGAAUGCCGACAAUGUGGAUGGGUGUGAUGACCGAGACACGCACUGCUUGAAGGUCAAAGUCAUCCUAAAGUUGUUUGAUUCAGGCUUCAUCCUGGGAGAACCAAGAAGGUCAGUAUCUGCGUCACGAGGCUGUAUUAGAGCAGAUGAUUAUGCAGGAAGUGACAAGUGCUGGGCCAUAGAGACGGCAUCUGGUAUGCAGCUCAAGUGUAUCUGUGCAACUGACGAGUGCAACACUGCUUCUGGCGUCUUACCAAACUUUUUGUUCACCUUAUUAUCAGCAAUUGGGACAUAUUUGCUCUGGAGGUGCCUCUAGAAUAUACUUCAUAAUGACAUAUGGACUCAAAAUUAAAAUUCAUAUUAGAGAUACCUAGAACAGUCUUUUGAUGGGAACUAACCAAAGCAAGACUUCCUUCCCAUCAAACAUUUGUGGUGUAAAACUAUAAGUAGUAAUCCAGUUUGACAUUUGGACUAAAGAGUACGUUCUUAUACUACAUGAAUUAGAAAAUAUGAUACAGGGAGUCCUUAAAAUGUGCAUUUGUAUCAGGCAUAAUCUUCAAUAUUCAGUGUAUUUCGAAUUCUUACUAUGCAAAUGCUAUUAAUGGGUAAAAAAGGUACACCGGAGUUUCAAAAUAUAUUAUGUUUUAAUAGUGAAUGAAGCGAGUGAUCGAAAAAAGGUUUCCAUUAAAAGAUCACAACAUUGAUUAUCUUUUAAUUUGAACAUGUAGAUUAUGAAAUUUUUCUAAGCUUAAAUAUUUUUAUAAUUUAUGAUUGAAAUGGUUUUUCUUUCAAUUUGAUUUUAGUUGAAUUUUAUGUUAAAGAAAUAAUUACAGGCUUGAUAAACAGACGUCUUCCAGGCCAUUAAAGUAAAUUAAGCUUAUUUAUUGCAAAUGUAAAAGCUCAAUUGGUAUUAUCUAAAAGUUGUGUUAGAAAAAAGGGCUGAAUACUUUUAAUUAUUGUAAAUAUGUAAAUAAUGUGAAAGUUUGUAUAUCAUGGAGAUAUUAUCUCUUCUUAUUCAUCUUGUUUUUAUAUACACAGGUUUUUAUUUAUAAACUUAAAUGAUUAACAAAAUCUUUAAAGGAAUUGUUCCUACAAUUAUAAUUACUAUGAUUCAGACCAUGCAUUGUCAAAGUAUGUGUAUUUUUCUGAAUGAUUUAAUUUUCAUGUGUCCGCUUUAUAAAAUAGGACAAAAUAUAGAUUCUCCUUCGGCCAAUGGAUAGGCAGCUUCCACCUAGUUAUCUCCACUGUAUUGAGAAGCUUUUUUGUCUGCAUGUCUCCAAUCUACAAUCUGAAUGGGCAGAUGAUUUUGGCCAAGUUUGAUAACAUGCAAUGUUGCCUCAGUAUCUUCAGAGUUAUGGCUCAUGAAUUAUAUAAAUAAAAAACCCAUCAUAUUUUCAACAGGCGCAUCUUGUGACACACUUUUUAAGAAGUUUUCUUUUUUUUUAGUUUAGUACAUUAUGUGUUGAUAAUCUCAUAAAACGAUGUUCAUACAUUAUAAAUACAUUCCAUUAUACAUUUUAUAUACAGUCUGUGUACAUAUUUAGUUCUAUAUAAUACAUAAUACUGCUGAAAUAUUAAUGCAAUAAAAGAAAGAUAAAAAACUGUUUUGUUAUC